GAUUAAUAAUUCUGAAAAGAAUCCAUAUUUUCGGAGUACAGCAGUCCUUCUGCGUUCGAUUCAAAAAGAAUGAAGGGACCGCUUCUGCUUCCUCGUUCACAACACUGUAGCAAAUCAUCACAGCACUGCUAGACCACGUUUACAGCUUUCAAGAGCGAGUUAAUUGCGACUGCGUAUUGUUUUGUCAUAUUAUUUUGAUAUUUUAGUGCUAGAAGGAAGGAAAAAGGGUAAAAUCUAAGGCCCCUGCCCCUUUAUUUAUUUCCUUUCAUUUUUAAACGACGGUGUUGCUAAGAAAACAUUGGAAGCAUUUUCGUUUAUUUUAGCAUCUAGAACGGUUGUAAAUACAUUUCAGAAUACAAUGGCUCGCCCUCGGCCCAGGGAGUACAAAGCUGGAGAUCUUGUUUUUGCCAAAAUGAAAGGAUAUCCGUAUUGGCCAGCGAGGAUUGAUGAACUCCCAGAAGGAGCUGUGAAACCUCCAGCAAACAAAUACCCAAUCUUCUUCUUUGGCACUCAUGAAACUGCGUUUCUGGGCCCAAAGGAUCUUUUUCCAUACAAAGAAUAUAAAGAUAAGUUUGGGAAGUCAAACAAGAGGAAAGGAUUCAAUGAAGGCUUGUGGGAAAUUGAGAACAACCCCGGAGUGAAGUUUACCGGGUAUCAGGCAGUCCAGCAUCAGAGCUCAUCAGAGACCGAGGGGGAAGGGGGGAACACAGCCGACGCCAGCAGCGAGGGUGAGGAGGGGGACUCAAUAGUGGAGGACGGCAAAGGCAAGAGGAAGAGUGACAAGACUGGCUCCAAGCGAAAGAAGGCACUGUCGACAAAGAAGUCAUCUAAGCUGUCAAGGAAGUCCUCUGGAGAGGAGGAAGGUGAUAAGGACAGUAAGGAGGAAGAUCACAAGAGCAGUUCGGAGGCUAGAGACCCAGAUAACGACACGCGGAACGCUUCAGACACCAAGAAACCCAGCGAAGGGGUAAAUUCUCGGCACAUUUAAGUUUUGUAUUGAAACUCAUCCAAAAGUAAUCCUGUGUGAUAAUAAAACAAAUUCCAUACAUUUUUCAUUUCGUUUUAGCAGCGCUGACAAGUGAAGUUUUUCAAUCUCAUGUUGAAGAACAGUUUCUUGGCCGUGUUUGGUAUGAUCUGGCAGUUCAUGGCUGUAACAUCCCACUUUGCCAAUCACACACGUUUUGUGGCCUGGAAAUAAAUCUCAGACAAAUGUACUAAGCAAUUAAGCACUGCUGUACUGCUUAAAUCUUUCUCUUUAGUGAUAACUUUUAAUACGCAUUUGCAAGUGGAAAACGUACUGUCUGUCUGUCUGUCUGUCUGUCAUCUACAAUAAAAGUCUGCAAACUUCACCAAGUCUUGUAAAUAAUACCAAUGUACAAAACCUGUUAGUGUUUGUUAUAGAGAACCAAUGCCAGAACAACACCCUUUUUCAAAGAAAUAAAACUCCAGCAGCAAUCCUGUCAACACAUGGUGGUAAAGAUGAUUAUUUAACGAGUACAGUAGAUACAAUAUAUUAAAGUAUCAAUCCCAAUAUGCUUUCCUGUAGGGGUUGGUGCAUUCCUAACUCCCAGUCCUGCAUGCCUGAAACUAAACUGAAAUAAAGUGUAUUAGGAAUUCUGAAAAAGGCAUAUUCAACCAACCAAAUUGUGCCGUGCAUGUAGUGUUCCAGUGACAUACUGUACAGAAACACAUUUUAAGAAUGCCCAAACAAGAAAAAUGCAGGCAUGUAGGUUUGAAAGAAUGAUUUUAUGAACAUAGAAGAUAAGCAGACUGACCUAUAUGCAUAAAAUUGAGAAUAUUUUAUAUAAGUCAGGUUUGACUCAUCAGGUGUAACGAGAUGUGUUCUGUGUCUGGUUGUGGAGCAUUAAAAGCAUUUGACAGGAUGGCAGGCUGUUUUGAAAUUGCUGGCCUGUGGCUCUUACUGCAGUGGAGCCAAAUCCUUGAGUGGCAAGUUAAAAACUUUCUUUAAAAGGCCUGUUCACACCAGACGUGAUGCGACAAGCGAUUGUGUAGUAUGAAACACAACGCCAUGACAAAAAAUUAAUACAACAUGUAGUUUUGAUACAAACAAUUCAAACUGCCUGUGAUGUGACGGGGUGAUGCUGAACCGAUGCUAGAUGCUAAAAAAUACUAAUUGGUUCUGAACAACGACCAAUCAGAGAAGAGUCGCCUAUCGCAUUGUGAGAGCCUGUCGCCACUGGUGUGACUGUUGUGGUUUCAUAGCCUGGUUCAUCAAUUCUGCUUUGAAAUCCUUCACUUGAACUUCAGCAGUCUUUAUAGAAAGCAUUAUGCUUGUCUGUCUUUAAUGGUAAUGUAUGUUGGUUUUUUUUUCCAAACUUAAUUGCUCAGAGAAGAAUGCUAAAUGUUGUGAAGGCCUCCUUAAGGGAGUCAUUUAUUGUGGCUGUCAAGUGUUACUGGAGUUGUGAAAUUAUCAUUGCUUUUCAAUUGUCUGCUGCAAUACAAGGUUUCCAUUAGUAGAAGCUCACACACACACACACUUCGUCUGUCUCUCCACAUUAAAAACCUUUGCAUUCAGUAAAGCUCGAUCACUCUGGUCCUGUCACAUCAAUACCACAGAAGUUACUGUCAACAAGAUCUCUUUUAUAUUUACAAAUCCCAUUUCCAGAAAAAAACACAAUCUGUAAGUAUGUGUUACAGUGUUCAGAUCAAACUUGUAUAGUAGUUAACUGU
Messenger RNA from Polyodon spathula (Mississippi paddlefish), 2691 nucleotides. RefSeq names its product hepatoma-derived growth factor-related protein 3-like. Gene Ontology annotation, biological process: regulation of transcription by RNA polymerase II. The record is from RefSeq and is a predicted model, not a curated record. Gene Ontology annotation, molecular function: transcription coregulator activity; double-stranded DNA binding. Gene Ontology annotation, cellular component: nucleus. Bases 359 to 988 code for a protein of 209 amino acids. NCBI's taxonomy places the organism in Eukaryota, Metazoa, Chordata, Actinopteri, Acipenseriformes, Polyodontidae. The transcript is spliced from 5 exons.